CCCGACUCUGCCCACCAGAUCUCUCUUCCUCUGCUAACUGCUCCGUUGCUGUUGGAAGCAUCGAAGGAGUGGAGUCGUUUCCUUUUCUUGCAAGCGAGCGAGCUCGGGCAAAACCCUGAUUUUUCAAGGGGUUAACAAUUUAACAUCACUCAUUGGCGAGCGGUUGAUCUGUUUAUUUCUGCUCUCGUCGUCAGUUGUUCUUGCCGGAAGAAAUGGCGAGGGACUCGAUGCCGCGGCCGUGGUUUCUCGAUUUGGUGCCUUUCAUCGUGGUCGUGCUAAUAGCAGCGCACGUCCUCGCUCUGGUAUACUGGAUUUACAGAGUAGCCACUGAGAAAAAUCCACUGAGGAGGAAGGCACAUUGAGCGAGCGUCUUCCUAGGUAGUUGCUGGCUGGACUCUUCACGGAGUUGAGUUGGAUACGAGAAUAUACACGGUUGUACGAUGCUGCGUUUUGCUACUAGCUGUUUGUCUGUUGAUCUUCUUCUCCGUGGCGAUUGCUGUUGUACAUACUCACACUCCUAGACCGCCAUUGCCUGUUUCAGAUCUGUCAUGAUUGAUUGAUAAAUUAGACCGGCUGAUAACAAUGUCAUCAGUUCACUAACUCUCGAUUGCUAUUCAUAAAAGAAAAAAGCUCUCAAUUGCUUGC
Molecule: messenger RNA, 645 nt
Organism: Linum tenue
Lineage: Eukaryota; Viridiplantae; Streptophyta; Magnoliopsida; Malpighiales; Linaceae
Source: the annotation of a GenBank genome assembly